GCUCCCACGCCCACAGAGGACACUCCCCAGUCCCCAUGGCUGCCAUGGCCACCGCCCUCUCCGCCUCCCUCCCGCACCUCCCGCCCCGCCGCCUCCCCUCGUCUCCCGCCACCGCGGUAUCCCUCGCCCCCCGCUCCUUGCGGCGGCGAGAGGCUCCUCCACGCCUCGCGGCCGUCGCCUCGGCCUCCGAGGUCCUCGACUCCACCAACGGCGCCGUUCCCCCGCCCGCGAGCCCCGCGCCGUCGGGGCAGCAGCAGUACGGACGGGAAUACUUCCCGCUGGCCGCCGUCGUUGGGCAGGAUGCAAUUAAAACUUCUCUGCUGCUUGGCGCGAUUGACCGCGAGGUUGGAGGCAUUGCCAUCUCCGGGAAGCGCGGGACGGCAAAGACGGUGAUGGCCCGCGGCUUGCACGCUAUGCUUCCGCCAAUCGAAGUGGUCGUUGGCUCAAUCGCAAACGCUGACCCCAACAUUCCAGAAGAAUGGGAGGACCAUUUGGCUGACCAAGUGCAGUAUGAUGCUGAUGGUAAUGUCAAAUCUGAGAUUGUCAAAGCACCUUUUGUGCAGAUUCCACUUGGUGUAACAGAGGACAGGCUCAUUGGGUCUGUUGAUGUUGAACAAUCAGUGAGAUCAGGGACUACUGUGUUUCAACCUGGUCUUCUUGCUGAAGCUCACAGAGGUGUCCUUUAUGUGGAUGAGAUAAAUCUAUUGGACGACGGCAUAAGCAAUCUGCUUCUGAAUGUCUUGACGGAAGGAGUUAAUAUUGUGGAAAGAGAGGGAAUUAGCUUCCGUCAUCCAUGCAAACCACUUCUAAUUGCUACGUACAACCCGGAGGAAGGAUCCGUACGUGAACACUUACUUGAUCGUAUUGCAAUUAAUUUAAGUGCUGACCUUCCAUUGAGUUUUGAUGACCGCGUGGCAGCCGUCAAUAUUGCAACCCAAUUUCAGGAGUGUAGCAAAGAUGUUUUUAAGAUGGUGGAAGAGGAAACUGAGGUUGCAAAAACUCAGAUAAUUUUGGCAAGAGAAUAUCUGAAGGAUGUUGCUAUCAGCACAGAACAGCUCAAAUAUCUUGUCAUGGAAGCUAUACGUGGUGGUUGUCAGGGGCACCGGGCUGAGUUGUAUGCUGCUCGAGUGGCAAAAUGUCUUGCUGCCAUGGAAGGACGUGAAAAAGUUUUCGCGGAGGACCUUAAGAAAGCUGUAGAGCUAGUUAUUUUACCUCGUUCUAUCAUAUCUGAUAACCCACAAGAGCAGCAAAACCAACCGCCUCCACCUCCACCUCCACCACCUCCACAAAAUCAAGAUAAUGCAGAAGAUCAAGAUGAGAAGGAGGAAGAUGAUGAGAAGGAUGAGGAGGAAAAGGAGGAUGAUGACGAAGAAAACGAAAAACAAGAUGACCAGAUACCCGAGGAGUUUAUUUUUGAUGCUGAAGGUGGACUAGUAGAUGAUAAGCUCCUUUUCUUUGCUCAGCAAGCACAAAGAAAAAAAGGAAAGGCUGGGCGAGCAAAAAAUGUCAUAUUCUCAGAAGACAGGGGCCGAUACAUUAAGCCUAUGCUUCCAAAGGGUCCAGUCAGGAGAUUAGCUGUUGACGCGACACUUCGAGCAGCUGCACCAUACCAAAAACUGCGGAGAGAGAAAAGUCUUGACAAGACAAGAAAAGUUUUUGUUGAAAAGACUGACAUGAGAGCCAAGAGAAUGGCUCGAAAAGCCGGUGCUCUGGUCAUAUUUGUUGUGGACGCUAGUGGCAGCAUGGCUCUGAACCGCAUGCAGAAUGCCAAAGGUGCAGCAUUGAAGUUGCUUGCAGAAAGUUACACAAGCAGAGAUCAGGUUGCAAUUAUUCCCUUCCGUGGAGACUAUGCUGAAGUUCUACUUCCACCAUCAAGAUCCAUUGCAAUGGCUCGCAAACGUCUUGAAAAGCUACCAUGCGGUGGCGGUUCUCCUUUAGCUCAUGGCCUGAGUACAGCUGUCAGAGUGGGAUUGAACGCUGAAAAGAGUGGCGACGUUGGGCGUAUCAUGAUCGUUGCAAUCACCGAUGGAAGAGCUAAUGUAUCACUGAAGAAAUCCAAUGACCCAGAAGCUGCCGCUGCUUCAGACGCACCAAGACCAUCUACUCAAGAAUUGAAGGAUGAGAUACUUGAUGUGUCUGCAAAAAUAUUCAAGGCAGGAAUGUCGCUUCUCGUCAUCGAUACCGAGAACAAGUUUGUAUCUACGGGAUUCGCCAAGGAAAUUGCAAGGGUUGCCCAAGGGAAAUACUACUACCUGCCAAAUGCUUCGGACGCCGUGAUUUCCGCUGCCACUAAGACCGCGCUGGCGGACUUGAAGAGCUAGAGAGCGAUCUCGGAGCAUCGAUCGCCCCCGCCCAAUUGUUGUUUGUACCUUCUGGUGAUACAAGUCGUUCGUGCAGUAAUUUGUGCAGCUGUCCUUAGUCCUUUCUGUAACUUUUUUUUGGGGCGUGCGUUUCAGCUCUUAUGACCCAAUUUUGGUGUAGGUUUUCUUGUCUUCUUUCUUUCUCUUUUACCAGCACCAGCAGGGCUAAAAUCCGAGCAUAACUUCGUGUAAAUGUCGGAAUUCUCCCACUGGCUCUCCGAUAAUUGGCCCUGUAAAUCUACUGCUGUUAAUUUUCGAGGCAGAAAUGCGCUGCUGUCGGGUGUCACUAAAUAACAUUCCUUCAUUUUUGUAAA
This is a messenger RNA of Triticum aestivum (bread wheat), 2674 nucleotides long. RefSeq names its product magnesium-chelatase subunit ChlD, chloroplastic. NCBI's taxonomy places the organism in Eukaryota, Viridiplantae, Streptophyta, Magnoliopsida, Poales, Poaceae. The record is from RefSeq and is a predicted model, not a curated record. Bases 36 to 2321 code for a protein of 761 amino acids. Gene Ontology annotation, biological process: chlorophyll biosynthetic process. Gene Ontology annotation, molecular function: magnesium chelatase activity; ATP binding; ATP hydrolysis activity. The transcript has 15 exons.